Zychaea mexicana is the source of this 518-nucleotide messenger RNA. RefSeq lists its product as uncharacterized. The transcript is spliced from 2 exons. The record is from RefSeq and is a predicted model, not a curated record. NCBI's taxonomy places the organism in Eukaryota, Fungi, Mucoromycota, Mucoromycetes, Mucorales, Lichtheimiaceae. Bases 12 to 518 code for a protein of 168 amino acids.
ACGGAAACCGAAUGCGUAUAUAUACCAUGCCCAACGUAGCGUUUCGACCGACAUACACCUCCCGAUACAAACAACCCGAAGAAACGAUGUCGACACCCAACCAUCCUGACAUCCUCGCGUCCCUGGAUGAAAUCGCGCCGCCUGCAGGACCCCAAAACCAAGGCUACAGCCACGAUGACAUCUUGGCUAUCCUCGCGCAACUCGACGAGACGAAACUCUCCCCAGCUUUGGUAGACCGGGUCAGAGACCAACUCGAGCGGGAAAGCGUGGCGCGACGAAUCCACGAAACACGAGCAGAAGUAGUUAAUCUCCUCGUGCAAGAAAUCUUUGACAAAGACGCAUUAUAUCAACAAUGCCGCCGUCACAACGCCCGACACGCUGGACUCACAGCAAUCUUCCGGGCCGUAGGCUUGCCUACUGGCGCAUUAGAUCCUUCGCACCCGUUCUGCAAGGCAUUGACCAAAGCCUUUUCGGCUGCCGCCAGGGCACGACCUCCACCAUCACCACCACAAUAUUGA